This is a messenger RNA of Brassicogethes aeneus, 3792 nucleotides long. Lineage: Eukaryota; Metazoa; Arthropoda; Insecta; Coleoptera; Nitidulidae. The record is from the annotation of a GenBank genome assembly.
AUGAAGACGUUUGCUGACUAUUUCGUUAUUUGUGGGUUGGAUUUUAAUUCUGGAUUAGAGACUGAAAAAUUUGGAGAUGAAAAUCCUAAUGUUUCCCCAUUGGAAUGCAGUUAUAAAGCCAAAGUUCUUGCCCAUUAUCCGGAAAAUGUCGAGGGAAACCCAUUUGAUUGUCAUGCUGUAUCAAUGCUAUCUUUGCCUGGAGGAUUACGAUUUAGAACACAAAAACAUUCAGUCACUAAUGCUCCAAAUUUCCACAGUUUUUUAAUUACCAGAGAAGAUGGUAAGAAAACCUAUGGGUUUUCGCUGAUAUUUUACGAGGAAGUCAAAAAUAGGGAUAUUUGUAUUGCCAUGCAAACCCUACAGGCAAUGUACGUCACAGAACUAUCCAGCAACCUAAAAUCGCGCACAGUACAAAACAUCCAAAAUCAAACGCCUCAAUCGCGAUCUCUGCCCCGCCAUUUUAAACUAAGCACGCCAAAUUUAAACGGCACACCUUUAAUGUACUAUGACAUCAUAAAAGACAAACUGUUCGUCUCUAAAAGCAUCGGCAUCACGUGCCAAAAACCCUUCGUCAACGCAGCCAAAAUAUUCCUGGAAAAUUUGUUUAGAAUCGUGCCGAAAAAAUUGACCGCCAAUUUCGAAUCUCUCAGUCUCGAAUCGUACGUUUACAAUUUGUUGUACGAAGUCGAAAUGCCGUCGCCCGGGAAGAGCAUUUUGGUCCACUUGCCCCCCAGCGACCCCCACUUGCCCCCCUACAACGCCGUUCUACAAAACCCCAGCGAAACCGUGGAGUUGCCCCACAUGGAUUUUUCGCUACGUCUCAUGUUCACUUGGUUGGGGGUUGACGUGGUUUUGCAGCUGUUUACUUGCCUGCUACUGGAAAAUCAGGUUUUACUGCGCAGCACAGACUGCGAAAGACUCAUGGUGGUUUCUGAGGGAAUUACAAGCCUAUUGUUUCCUUUUGUGUGGCCCCAUGUUUAUGUACCCAUACUGCCAGCUAAUUUGCAUCAUUUUUUGGACGCACCUGUACCUUUUGUUAUGGGUUUGUAUGCAAGUUCUGAGAACAUUAAGGUCGCCUCAGAGGCGAGUCUUUGCUUUAUCGACGUGGAUAAAUGUAAGGUGCAACUACCCGAAGAAAUGGUGACUUUUCCGCACUUGGACGCUUUCAAAUCCGAAUUGUUUUCGAUUUUGGACAAACACGGGGUUCACAUACCGAACUCUGAGGCCUACAGAAAUACUCAGGAAUCUUCUGCUAGAAGCAAUACUCUACCUUUAAGACCUCAGAACAGACGAAAAUUGUCUGUGCAUGACACUUUGGAUAUAGAGAGGCCUCCCAGUCCACCUGGGAGUGCCAGAUCUGAGGCAUUACAAAGAAUAGCAGAUAUUGUAAGGAGAACGGGAGUAGCUCUAGACCAAAAAGAGUCCGCUCAACCAACCGACUCGUACAUGGAAGACCUAAAGUUGAACAACUCGAUAAGGGAAAUAUUUCUGAACAGAUUCGUUCACAUAUUUCAAUCGUACGAAAACUUCGUGAUAUUUCCGAACCAAGCCAAGGAAGACUGGCUGGCGAACCGCGACUCGAUGCAGAACUUCGACAAAGCUUCGUUUCUGUCGGAUCAGCCCGAACACGACCGAUUGUUCCUGUGGCGGUUCAUAGAGUCGCAAAUGUUCGCCACCCUGAUAGACAACAAAAUUCUGUCGGCGUGGGGCGACGCGGACGCGAACCUCAAAAUAUUCGACCACAGGAUAAAGCUGCUGAAGCAACGUUACGGCGGCGAGAACCUGUUGAGAGCUCUCUCCUACGAACCCUGCACGAUCUCGAUAGAAACGCAGAAGAUGAUCGAACGCAGAUUUUUGAACCCCGACUUCGAGAGCCCCGCUCCGCGCGAGAUUCUCAACUCUCGUCCGCCGUUCUCGCGCCACUUUCCUCUGUUGGACAAGGAGGUUCUCAACAGGACGUCGUCGGUGCAAAGCAAAGGUUCCAUUCCCAGGGCUAACGCCUACAAAAAAUCGCUACCCCUCAGCUACAAGCAGAAUGUGACGGAGAAACAUAAAAAUCAAGAGGACGUUUCUCCCGCCCUCAUCGCGCAAGCCAACUGGAAGUUCGUCGAAAAACUGCUUAAAGACUGCAAGAGCAAAACAAAAAGGAUGCUUCUAGCCAAACUGAACGCAGAAGGCGUAACGCUUUCCAGUAACAGUUCCACGGAUAACGCGUUGGCCGUGGAAGAAAACACUUUGGUGGCAUCACUGUGCGAUUUUUUGGAACGCGUCUGGUCGCACGGUUUGCAAAACAAAAUGGGCAAAUCGGCCCUGUGGUCGCACCUACUGGCCUAUCUGGAAAAAUACCAGCACAUGGCCAAGCUGGAAAAGAAAUUAAUCAAUAACGACAUGGCCAAAAUGAAUCUAGGAUCCGAAAACUGGGGCACCUUGGACAACAAAAACCUCAGAACUGACUUACCACCUCUGCCAAACUCUUUAAUCACCGAUAUAAGUAAUGUACAAAUGAGCGACGUUAGGACAGGUAUAGGCAUGGCUAGAGCCUGGGUGAGAUUGGCCUUGGAGAAAAAACAGCUUUCGAAACAUUUUAGAACAAUUUUGUCCGAUCAAACUUUGCUAAGAAAUAUGUACAAACGAUCUGCGUUCUUGAGAAGCGAGGAGGAGAGGGAGCAGUUCCUUUAUCACUUGCUUUCACUAAAUGCAGUGGAUUAUUUCUGUUUUACCAGCACAUAUCCCACCACAAUAAUUCCCUACAGAAUAGUCAUAGUGCCAACUAAAAGAGGGACCACGAGUUCCGCGAACGUGUGGGUUGUUUUAAGCGGCACUCUAUCGGAAACGAGAAAAGUACAAGUGCCGAAAUCCACUCUAAAUUUCGAAUACAAACACCAAAACAUCGGUGUUUUAACCACUCUAAGAAUAGGGCAUGACAAUAGCGGGAUGUACGCCAAAUGGCAGAUCGAGCACGUUUUAGUAAGAAACGACAUCACCGGACAAGUAUACAAAUUUCCAUGUGGCAGAUGGUUAGGUAGAGGUGUAGACGACGACAGCACAGAGAGACUCCUAGUGGGAAGUCUGAGUACUAAAAAAGAGGAAACGCAGGAACCCGUCGUGACUUCUGGGAGUUGGGGGAGGAACUUGGGGAGGAGUUCCCCCCGGAGUAGAUCCCCCGGACCGCCGCCGAGACAAGAACUAAAACCCUCGCAAAUACAACACAUGCUAGGUGAUUGUGUAAAUAAUAUUGUUAAAUGGCACUACAGAAGAAGUUCUGAGAGACAUACCACUCUAACUGCUUUAUUGUGCAGUGAAAAUGGUUUGGUACUUUGUUUGGAAAACGUUUUUCUUUUGGGUUUUAAGUCCGCUAAACUUUUCGUUGGAAAACACUAUCUGUGGGAUUAUUUUGUCAAAGUUAAGGAAUACUUUGAAAUGGAUUUGAUGGAGCAGUGCAAUGGUAGUAGAUCUUCAAGUUUGGAUAGAAACCAUCAAGAAACUGUAGCAGUUUGGAGGUGUUAUUGCCAUUUAAUCGACGAAAUGACAAACACCAGUAAAAAUCUCGGUAAAGACGGGAAAUUCCAGCUUUUUAUAUGUCUAAGUGUUAGGGAGCACCUGUUGCAUAGGAUGCUGGUGCCAAUGUCCAUGUGCAGAGUGACUCAGGAAAUGUACGAUGAAAACUCUUUUUUGCGCAAUCGCGGACUUUUAACGUUUCUCAGGCAAAUUUUGAUGCCUCUGGACGAGUUGGAUGUCGUUUUGGAAAACUCAGUGACGCACGGCAUCAAAUCGCCCUCGUCAAAUAAUUAA